Messenger RNA from Anopheles nili, 2031 nucleotides. RefSeq names its product sterol carrier protein 2 (gene ScpX). The transcript has 4 exons. Gene Ontology annotation, molecular function: acyltransferase activity, transferring groups other than amino-acyl groups. The coding region runs from base 220 to 1854 and encodes 544 amino acids. Lineage: Eukaryota; Metazoa; Arthropoda; Insecta; Diptera; Culicidae. The record is from RefSeq and is a predicted model, not a curated record.
UCUUCUUAGUAUCGUAUAACGUUUGUUAAACAGGAACGCUUAUACACCUUGCUGUACUUUUUAUGUUUCAUUGCUAUUGCAAUCAUCGUUGGAGUACAUACAUAAUUUCUUCGCGACUAGCUAAUAUUCAAUACCUUUCUUUGCGUUGUGUUGCGAACAUCAAAGUGCAUUUGUAAUAGCAAUUAAUCGUACCCUCGUGAAUAAUAAUCCGUUCAUAAAAUGGGUUUUCGAAAAGUCUACGUAGUUGGCGUUGGCAUGACGAAGUUUGAGAAACCGGGUCGCCGAGAGAACUUUGAUUAUCCACAAAUGGCCAAAGAAGCGGUCACGAAGGCGUUAAACGACGCUGGUAUUCAGUACAAUGAAGUGCAGCAAGCAACGGUUGGCUACGUGUACGGUGAUUCGACCUGUGGACAGCGAGCCCUCUAUGAGAUUGGCUUUACAGGCAUACCCAUUUACAAUGUUAACAACAACUGCUCGACGGGCUCGACUGCGCUGUUUCUUGCUAAGCAGCUAAUAGAAACCGGUAGCAACGACUGUGUGUUGGCGUUGGGCUUUGAAAAGAUGGAACGCGGCUCGUUAACAUCAAAGUAUAUGGAUCGAACUAACCCAGUUGAACUGUUGGUGACGGCGAUGGCAGAGAACCAUGAAAUCACCGGCGCUCCCAUAUCUGCUCAACUGUUUGGCAAUGCCGGUGUGGAGCACAUGAAGAAAUACGGUACCAAGCCGGAACAUUUCGCCAAAAUUGCAUAUAAAAACCAUAAACAUUCCACCAACAACCCAUACUCUCAGUUCCAAGAUGAGUACAGCCUCGAACAGAUCCAAAAAUCGCCGGUUGUGCACGAAAUUCUUACCAAAUUGCAGUGUUGCCCCACCAGCGACGGCGCCGCAUGCUGCAUUGUGGCUUCCGAAAGCUUUGUCAAGCGUCAUGGGCUUGAGGCGCAGGCCGUAGAGAUCAUUGCAAUGGAAAUGUCUACUGAUGUGCCCAGUUCAUUCAGUGAAGGCAGUGCCAUGAAAAUCGUCGGCUACGACAUGACUCGAAAUGCUGUUCAGAAAGUAUUCGCCCAAACAAAUUACAAACCGCAGGAUGUCGACGUUGUUGAGUUGCAUGAUUGUUUCUCGGCUAACGAACUGAUAACUUACGAAGCGCUCGGUUUGUGCGAACCGGGCAAGGCUGGCGAGUUUAUCGACCGUGGCGACAACACGUACGGAGGACGCGUGGUGGUGAACCCCAGCGGAGGUCUGAUUUCCAAGGGACAUCCUCUUGGAGCGACGGGAUUGGCGCAAUGCUCCGAGCUCUGUUGGCAAUUACGCGGAAAAGCAGACAAACGUCAGGUUAAGAAUGUAAAGCUAGCGCUGCAGCACAACAUCGGCCUUGGCGGAGCGGUGGUGGUUGGGCUGUAUCGACUUGGUUUUCCGUACGCAAAACGCCCUGUUAACACCAGUCUUACGGCUGCUGGAAAGCUGAAGGAUUCACCGGACGGUUUCAUGGUUGCGCCGUACAUGAAGCUGCUGGAAGAGGCGAUGCGUGAUGACAAAGACAAUCUGAUCGAAGGUGUGCGAGGCAUCUAUGGCUUCAAGGUCACCAAUGGUCCGGAUGGCGCCGAAGGCUACUGGGUUAUCAACGCAAAAAUUGGUCGGGGGUCGGUCCAAUACCGAGGCACGGAAAAACCUGACGUUACUUUCAUCAUGAACGACAUUGAUGUUGUCGAUUUGAUCUCUGGUAAGCUGAAUCCUCAGAAGGCAUUCUUCCAGGGCAAGGUAAAAGUACAAGGUAACAUGGGCCUUGCAAUGAAGCUGAUGGAUUUGCAGAAGCGAGCCAAUUCGCGCAUCGAAGAACUUCGGGCUAAACUGUAAAUUGAAUGCACUGGGACGUAGGAAUCAUAGGUAUGGGAGAACAACGGUUAAAAUCAAAACAUUUUUUUAAACUAUUGUUUUUUAUACACGGUGAACAACUUGGUUUUCUAAUUUUGUACGUUCUUUUUCCUUUUUUAUUUGUAAUAAAAACAAAAACAUGGUGAUUGUUAAACAACA